AUGGCGAACAGGGGUUAUGAUGUUGUAGUCGAUGUGGAUGCAGAGGGUGACCUCGGCCACACCGACCUACAAGAGGACCUUGAAUUCCAUUCGUCCAACUUCGAAAACGACCAACGCACCGCAAAAGCCCACACUGACUCGGCUCCGUUCCUGGGCGGCUCCUCUUCCCGCCGCGACCGAUCCCCUGGCGGGACACCUACCAAGCACAGCUGGUGGUCAAUCCACUACUACGAGCGGUUCUUUGAUGUUGAUACAAAUGAGGUCUUCCGUCGUUGCGUGGCGACGCUGUACCCUCGUUCAAACUUCCUAGAUGUCCUUGAAGGGAACGCGGAUCUCUACGGCCCCAUCUGGAUCGCGACGACUGUCGUCGUAAUCCUGUUCCUCACUGGUACUAUCUCGCAGUGGUUAUCCAACAAUGACGAUAAGCACUUCGAGUACGAUUUUACGUUGCUGUCGGGUGCUGCGGGAUUGAUCUAUGGGUACACGGGCAUCUUGCCUAUUGCGCUAUGGGGAGCUCUGCGCUGGUUCGGGAGCUCGACGGCUGAUCUGAUCGAGUGUUGGGCUUUGUACGGGUACUCUAACCUGGUGUGGAUUGCUGUUGCGCUGAUUAGCUGGAGUCCGCUGACGGCGUUGAACUGGGCGCUUGUGGGCGUGGGCUUUGCUUGGACAGCAUUCUUCUUGCUGCGCAACCUUUACCCGGUGCUCAAUGCUACUGAUGCGAAGGCGAGCAAGAUUCUACUGGUAUUGGUUGUCUUGUUGCAUGCUGGCUUGGCUAUUGCGAUUAAGAUUCUCUUCUUUGCCCACGCGAGUCCCGUUUCUAAGAAGAAUAAGGAGACGGGCAGUGAUGAUAAUAACGAUAGUAUGCGCCGCAUGAUGUUCUGA
Molecule: messenger RNA, 882 nt
Organism: Penicillium odoratum
Lineage: Eukaryota; Fungi; Ascomycota; Eurotiomycetes; Eurotiales; Aspergillaceae
Product: Yip1 family protein
Exons: 4
Coding region: 1-882 (293 amino acids)
Biological process (GO): vesicle-mediated transport
Cellular component (GO): membrane; Golgi apparatus
Molecular function (GO): small GTPase binding
Source: RefSeq, a predicted model, not a curated record